This is a messenger RNA of Vigna radiata var. radiata (mung bean), 1293 nucleotides long. Its product is annotated as DDRGK domain-containing protein 1. The record is from RefSeq and is a predicted model, not a curated record. The transcript is spliced from 8 exons. The coding region runs from base 96 to 992 and encodes 298 amino acids. Lineage: Eukaryota; Viridiplantae; Streptophyta; Magnoliopsida; Fabales; Fabaceae.
CGUUUCCAAGAGUCCCAAAAGGAGUUCAUAAAUAAAUUUCGCAAGAAACCAGAUAGAAGAAGAAAGAAGAGAAACACAAAGCUCGAUUCGCAGCAAUGGAGGAGCUACUCGUAGCGGUACUCUCAAUGUUUCUCGUCGUAGCUUUGAUCCCACUCUACCUAUGGAAACGCCGUCAGGAUUCUCAGCCUCCACCUCACCACGACGAACCUCCCCAGGCUCCGCGGAGAGAAGCCGUUGUGCGCACCACUGCCACUCGUCGUAUGCGUCGCCGGCCUGCUGCGUCUGGAGCUAGCACGUCGGCAGAUCCGCCUGCGACGGUAGAAGAAUCUGAUGGUGAGAGUGACGAUGAAGCUGCUGGUGGAGGGUAUUAUGAGGCCAAAGCAUCAAAGAAAAAGGAAACCAAAAGGCAAGAGAGGGAAGCACAGCGUCAGGCUGAUGAAGCUGCACGAGAGUCAAAGCAGGCAAAACAAGAUCGUUAUUCAGAAAUGCGGAGGUUGAAGGAUGAGGAGCGUGAGGCACAAGAGCGUAUGUUGGAAGAGGAAGCGAAAGCUCAGAAAGCUAAGGAGGAGGAGGCUGCUGCAUUGGAGUUUGAGAAGUGGAAAGGUGAAUUUUCAGUUGAUGAGGAAGGUACCCUUGAAGAAGCGCAGGAUAGUGCUGAAGACUUGCUAACCAAUUUUGUUGAAUAUAUAAAGAAGCACAAAUGUGUUCCCUUAGAAGAACUUGCUGCAGAAUUUAAAUUGCGAACACAGGAAUGUAUCAAUCGUAUCACAUCCCUGGAAAGCAUGGGUCGGCUUUCAGGUGUUAUGGAUGACAGAGGGAAAUUUAUUUACAUCUCCCAAGAAGAGAUGAAAGCAGUUGCUGAUUAUAUUAAGCGGCAAGGGAGGGUCAGCAUUUCUCACUUAGCAAGUAAAUCAAACCAGUUCAUUGAUUUAGAGCCUAAAGUUCAGUACACUGACGACAUUAAUAUUGGGGAGGAGAUAACUGUCAACUGAGGUAUUUUUUUACUUAAUGAGUGUGGGGAAACUGGUUAUGUACAUAAGAAAAAAGCAGCAAUGAUCUGGUUAGCCUAGGGUUUGAUUACAUGACUUUGAACAGCUUUAGUAUAACGGCAAUUUCAGAGUUUUUUUUUUUUUCGUGCCGAAAGUAAACCAUAUAAUAUAGAAAGAUCGUAUUUCUAGAGGCAGAUCUACGUGUCUGAAGAUGAAAUUCUCCCCAACUUUCGAAAUUGUAUUACAUUUUGUUUGACUUUGUAACAAUUUUAGCAUUACCUGCAGACUCUCAACAAUUUUAGCA